AUGGAGAUGGCUCAGGUGAAGACACGAGCUCGAACUGCAUUGGCCGUUGGAGCUUCUGCAACUUCACCGAAGAGAAGAAGAACCGCUGUCAACAACAACAGCAACAACAUCUCACCAUCCUCCUUCGUUCAACUCAAGAGUUUGAGUAAUACAUCCGCGCCAGAAACGGAGGAACGCUGUUCCGGCGAAUCUUCGGCGUCGUGUUGUUCCAGCAACGGAUCCUUCGACGAAAACCGAAUCAUCAAAUUUUCAGAUCUAGAGGUAGAGAACGCGCAAGUGGAAAUGCCGACGUGCAGUUGCGGUGAACAACAAACAAGGAGAGAGAUGAGUCUAUCGAGCGAGCUUCGAAUUACAAAUUCGCAGGAGGUGGACUCAGCGGAGAAGAAGAAGCCAACGACGCAGUCCAAAACCAAAUCUCGCCAUGUUUCAUCAGCGGCGCAGAAAAUGCCGACGGAGUCGGAGCUCGAAGAAUUCUUCGCCGCCGCGGAGAAAGACAUUCAGAAAGUCUUCUCAGAAAAGUAUAAUUAUGAUAUUGUGAAGGACGUGCCCUUGGAAGGACGAUACGAGUGGGUGAAAUUGAAGCCAUAA
This is a messenger RNA of Sphenostylis stenocarpa, 588 nucleotides long. The record is from the annotation of a GenBank genome assembly. NCBI's taxonomy places the organism in Eukaryota, Viridiplantae, Streptophyta, Magnoliopsida, Fabales, Fabaceae.